Emiliania huxleyi CCMP1516 is the source of this 2295-nucleotide messenger RNA. RefSeq lists its product as hypothetical. Gene Ontology annotation, biological process: snRNA processing. The coding region runs from base 4 to 2220 and encodes 738 amino acids. Gene Ontology annotation, cellular component: nucleus. The record is from RefSeq and is a predicted model, not a curated record. NCBI's taxonomy places the organism in Eukaryota, Haptophyta, Isochrysidales, Noelaerhabdaceae. The transcript is spliced from 14 exons.
GUAAUGGCCGGUCGUCGCUCACAUAUGUCGACCAGCGCCGCCAAGAUUGUCGCCGUGCCGCUGGGCGCAGGCCAGGAGAUCGGUCGCUCCUGUGUGGUCGUGCGGAUGGGCGGCCACAGCGUGAUGUUUGACUGCGGCAUCCACACCGCCUUCACCGACGAGCGCUGCUUCCCACGCUUUGACAUGCUGCUGCCUGGCGGGGCGGCGGCAGCUGUAGCGGCGGCAGGCGGCGGCGGCAGCGGAGGCGGGAGCAGCGGCGGCAGUGCCUCGGCAGCGGCAGACGCUGCGCCCUCGGCGUACGCGCACGUGGUGGAUGCGCUGGUCAUCACUCACUACCACCUCGACCACGUCGGCGCGUUGCCGCACUUUGUCUCUGUGCUCGGGUACCGCGGUCCCAUCUUCAUGACGUCGGCGACGCGCGGCAUCGCCCAGACGAUGCUGCUCGACUAUGUGUAUGUGAUGCGCGACCGCAAGCAGGUGGAGUUCAUCUACACCAAGGAGGACCUCCUCCACACGCUCUCGCGCGUGACGGUCAUCUCGCUGCACGAGCGUGUCCGCGCGACCAGCAGCCUCACGCUCACGCCCUACUACGCCGGCCAUGUCCUCGGCGCCGUGAUGGUGCACGCCGAGGCCGCGGGCCACUCCGUCGUGUACACGGGCGACUUCAACGCCACCGCCGACGGCCACCUCGGGCCCGCCGCCAUUCCUCCGCUCCGGCCCCACCUCCUCAUCACCGAGUCGACCUACGCCAGCUCGACCCGCUCGAGCCAGAAGAGGCGCGAGGACAAGCACGAGGACAAGUUCGUCCGGCUCGUCGCCGAGGCGGUGGCGGCGGGCGGCAAGGUCCUCGUCCCCGUGUACGGAUUUGGGCGCGCGCAGGAGCUGCAGCUGCUGCUGGACACGGCGUGGCAGGAGCGGCGGCUGAGCGCGCCAAUCUACUUCGCGCAAGGCGCGAUGCAGCGAGCCAACCUCCUCUACCGCCUCUACGCCUCGUGGUCGCGCCCCCGCGGCGUAGAGGGCGAGGCGCCGCCGCCGCCCGACCGCUGCCCGUUCGCGUUCAAGCACGUGCGCGCGUGCGUCCUGUUUGCGACACCCGGCAUGCUGUUUGCGGGCUUCGCGCUCGAGGCCUUCAAGCACUGGGCGGGCGGCGAGGCCAACCUUGUGCUGCUGCCCUCGUACUGCUCCCCCGCCACAGUGGGCGCGCAGCUGCUGCAGGGGAAGAGGCUCGUGACGCUGCGCCAGGGCACGCCCGAGGCGGAGCAGCUGCACGCCCUAGAUGCGGGUCGCAGCAUCCGCGCCUUCCGAGCCACGCGUCGAGACGACCCGAUCGAGACGGUCUCCUUCUCAGCGCACGCUGACGCCGCGGGGCUCCACUGGCUCGUGCGCCACUUGGCGCCGCACCACGUGAUGCUCGUGCACGGAGAUCGCCCAAAGGUGGCCGUCUUCAAGUCGGCCCUCGCCCGCUCGUUCGGCGAGUCGGUGCACGUGCCCGCGGACCCAUCGGUGACCGUCGAGGGCGCAGAGAGAGGCGCCUCGAGCGGCGAGGCGCGGCCAGAGAGCGGCCGCAGAAGGGACGACGCCGACUCCUCGGUCCUUGGGAUGGGGGAGGCUGGCGCGGAGGUGCUCGAGGUCGCGGAGGCGGCGGAGGCUGCCGGGUCCGAGUCGUGCGUCGCCGGAGCAGAGCCGCCCGUCAAGCGGCGCCGGCGUGCGGCACAGCUGAGCCGCGGCGGGACGGAGAAGCUCGUCGCUCUCCCUCCUGGCGAGGAGGCGCUGAGCUCGGAGUGCGCCAUUUUCGAGAACGCCACGCCAUCGGGCGGUGUCGCACGCGGGUCGCUCGCGGCGGCCGGCCUCGCCUCGCCACGCAGCGCGGGGUCUCGUGUGCUGCUGGUGGCCCCGUCCGAGCUCGAGUCCGUGGGCGGGAUGCAGCGGCACGAGAUCCGGUCGGUGCUCACGUUGCCGCUGCCGCGCGGCUGCCACGGCGGAGACAGUGCGAUGCGGGCGGUGUGGCGUCGCCUCUGCGACGGGGCAGAGCUGAGCGGCAUGGCGGAGGUGGGCCGGCUAGAGUGGGACGCGGACGCGGAGGAGGUUCGAGUGGCCGCUGGCCGCCUCAGUUUGCGGCUGGUUCGGGAAGACGGCGCGGCCGGGGAGCUACAUCUAGAGUGGGCGUAUCAGGCGCAGCGGCUUGCAGAGGCCAUCUUUGGCUGCCUGUCCAACCCGUAGUGAGAGGCGGCGUGAGCACCGUGUGAUUGAUAUUUUUGUGUUCUUGUGCAAACAGUGCGAGUCGGAGUUUCAUGU